AUGGUUUUAAGCAACCCUAGUUUCUAUCCUUUUGUGCACAAAUGCUUGAAGGGAGAGGCAUUGCGCCUCAAUCCUCUGCUCUCAGAGGCCGGCUCACGUCUUGGCGGCGGUGGUGAUGUUAACGGUGGUGUCGAUUCGUUCGCGUUGAGUGGACGACGCCAGGUUGAGGCGAACCGAGAAAAAGAGGGCGAUGUCGAAGAAGACUUGGAUGUGGACUCGGGGCGCGAAGGUGAGGCUGAUGUUUACGGCGACGGCGACGGCGAUGAUGACGAUGACGAUAACGAGGGCGAGGGCGAAGAAAGUAAGCGACGUUACACUUUGGUGCUGCGCGGCCUCCUGCCAGGUACCACCUACCUUGUUUUGGUGCGCGCGGUUUCACCGGCCGGGUCUGGCGACCGAGCGUUGGGCAGGCCAGUGAAAACAUGGCCCUCUCGUGAGUCGUAUUUUGGUCUACAUUUUAUUUUUUAUAUUUCUCAAUUUUCCCCUCUCAGUCGUCAUUCUAUCUCAUCUUCAGAUGGGGUUUUUUGUGCCUUUACUGGCACAUCACGUCUUGCCUUCGUCCAAUUUGCCUCAAAUAAGCUCAAAGUGUAG
Protopolystoma xenopodis is the source of this 591-nucleotide messenger RNA. NCBI's taxonomy places the organism in Eukaryota, Metazoa, Platyhelminthes, Monogenea, Polystomatidea, Polystomatidae. The record is from the annotation of a GenBank genome assembly.